Messenger RNA from Ramularia collo-cygni, 2025 nucleotides. RefSeq names its product probable cell cycle control protein (crooked neck). Gene Ontology annotation, biological process: spliceosomal complex assembly; mRNA splicing, via spliceosome. The transcript has a single exon. Lineage: Eukaryota; Fungi; Ascomycota; Dothideomycetes; Mycosphaerellales; Mycosphaerellaceae. Gene Ontology annotation, molecular function: protein binding. The coding region runs from base 1 to 2025 and encodes 674 amino acids. Gene Ontology annotation, cellular component: post-mRNA release spliceosomal complex; precatalytic spliceosome; Prp19 complex. The record is from RefSeq and is a predicted model, not a curated record.
AUGGACGCCGCCUCACGAGGACCCCCGCGGGUCAAGAAUAAGGCGGCCGCCGCGCAGCAGAUUUCCGCCGAACAGCUGCUGCGCGAGGCCGUCGACCGCCAGGAACCUGGUCUGGCCGCACCGACCCAACGAUUCGCCGACCUCGAGGAGCUACACGAGUACCAAGGGCGGAAACGCAAGGAAUUCGAGGAUUAUGUACGCCGCAAUCGCCUCAACAUGGGCAAUUGGUUCCGCUAUGCUGCCUGGGAGUUGGAGCAAAAGGAAUACCGUCGCGCCCGAUCCGUCUUUGAGCGCGCGUUGGACGUCGAACCCACGAACAUUCAGCUCUGGCUGAGAUAUAUUGAUGCUGAGAUGAAAGAGCGUAAUGUCAAUCAUGCUCGAAACUUGCUCGACCGCGCUGUGACCAUUCAACCGCGUAUCGACAAGCUGUGGUUUAAAUAUAUAUACAUGGAGGAAAUGCUUGGUAAUAUUCCUGCCACCAGACAAGUCUUUGAGAGAUGGGUCAGCUGGGAGCCCGAAGAGGCGGCCUGGACAGCUUAUAUCAAGCUGGAGAAGCGAUAUGGCGAGUUUGAUCGCGCACGCAACAUUUUCGAACGAUUCACCAUUGUCCACCCCGAGCCCCGCAAUUGGAUCAAAUGGGCCCGUUUUGAAGAGGAGAAUGGUACCUCKGAUCUCGUUCGCGAUGUCUUUGGCACUGCCAUUGAAACGCUCGGUGAGGAAUUCACCGAUGAGAAACUCUUCAUCGCCUACGCUCGCUUCGAAUCCAAGCUGAAGGAGUAUGAGCGCGCGAGGGCAAUCUACAAAUAUGCUCUCGAUCGUCUUCCUCGCUCUCGUUCCGCGAUUCUUCACAAAUCGUACACCACCUUUGAGAAGCAAUUCGGUGAUCGUGAAGGUGUGGAAGACGUUGUUCUGUCCAAACGCCGUGUGUUGUACGAAGAACAAGUUACAGCCAACCCGAAGAACUAUGACGCAUGGUUCGAUUACGCUCGUUUGGAGGAAUCUGGCAAUUCUCCCGACCGCGUGCGAGAAGUCUACGAACGAGCAAUCGCCAAUCUCCCUCCGAGUSAAGAAAAGCGUCACUGGAGACGCUACAUUUACCUGUGGAUCUUCUAUGCCAUGUACGAAGAACUCACUACCAAAGAUCUUUCGCGUGCCAAUCAAAUCUACGGAGAAGCACUCAAACUCAUCCCUCACAAGAAGUUCACCUUUGCCAAGAUCUGGAUCCUCAAGGCGCAACUACAUAUCCGACAAGAUGAUCUAGUCGGUGCAAGGAAGACUUUAGGCAUGGCAAUUGGAAUGUGUCCCAAGACAAAACUCUUCCGCACAUAUAUUGAAAUGGAGAUGAAGYUGUUCGAGUUCGCAAGGUGCAGAACCUUGUAUGAGAAGUGGAUCGAGUUCGAUGCUUCCAACUCACAAGCUUGGAUCAAAUUUGCGGAACUGGAGAGGGGUUUGGAGGACCUCGACCGCGUGCGAGGGAUCUACGAGUUGGGUACUCAGCAGGAAGUCUUGGAUAUGCCGGAGUUGGUGUGGAAGUCUUACAUCGACUUCGAGGAAGAGGAAGGAGAAUAUGACAAGACUCGCGGACUAUACGAACGUCUGCUGGAAAGAACACAACACGUCAAAGUCUGGAUCAGCUACGCCCAUUUCGAGAUCAACGUCCCCGACGGAGAGUUCGAAGAAGACGAGGAAGAAGAAGCGCCCAUCUCCGAGGCGGCGAAGACAAGGGCAAGGAAGGUCUUCGAGCGUGCCCAUGAGGRAUUCAAGAAGGAAGGUAUGGUGGAGGAGAGGGUGCAGUUGUUGACUGCGUGGGAUGGAUUUGAGCAGACCCAUGGAAGUGAGCAGGAUAAGGAGAAGGUCAAGAAGAUGUUGCCGAGGAGGGUGAAGAAGAGGAGGAAGUUGGAUGAUGAUAGUUUCGAKGAGUAUCUGGACUAUGUCUUCCCGGCUGAUGACGAAGGCAGCGCGAAGAUGAGCAAACUUUUGUUGGCGGCGCAGAAGUGGAAGGAGGCGAACGCUGGUGCGGCGUAG